UCUGGCGUGCAGAUACACCUGAACGAGGCAGCGUACGGCAGAGCAACGCUGACAUCCCAGCCACAUACACCAUGUCCGCCAUCCGCACUCUCGCAAACCCCGUCACCGCCUGCUUCUCCACCUCGCUCUCUCCCCGUGCCGCAUUCCACCGCUUUCUCCAUGCGCUCUCCGCCUCCAUCCGCCGCCUCGACCUCUCCCGCGACCCGAGCAAGACCUUGAACCGCCUCAAGCAGCACAGGUUCACCCUGGCCAACACGCUGCCCCGCGCGUUCAUGCUUCUAUGUGCAUCCUACAGUCUCUACAUCAUGACCACCCCGCCCUUCCCGCUCAAGCUUGGGAUACCCAUCGCGUACGUCGCCGCUGUCAUCUUGCCGAUCACGUCUCAGUUUGUCUGGCCUGCCACACCCAUCUUUGCAUGGCUCAUCACUUUCUUCUCCGCCCGUUUCAUCCCUUCCGGGCGCCGGCCAGAAAUCCACGUCGCCCUUCUUCCAGCUCUUGAAUCCGUCCUCUACGGCGCCAACAUUUCUGAUCUCCAGACAAGAUAUACCAACGCUUUCCUUGAUGUGGUCGCAUGGCUGCCCUACGGCGUGUUACAUUUCACUCUUCCAUUCGUCGUGGCUGUUAUCCUUUGGUCGCUGGGACCUAGGGGUGCGGUUCAGUUCUGGGGCUUGGCCUUUGGGUGGAUGAAUUUGCUCGGUGUAGUCUGUCAGCUCCUGUUCCCUGCUGCCGCGCCUUGGUACGAAAUCAUUCACGGUCUUACCCCCGCCGACUAUUCCAUGGCCGGCUCUCCCGGCGGUCUCAUGCGUAUCGACCGCGUCUUCCACUCUUCAGGCUAUACCAACGCAUUCGGUUCCGCUCCUCUUGUUUUUGGUGCCUUCCCCUCCCUCCAUUCCGGAUGUGCCGUCAUGGAAGCGCUCUUCCUUUCCCAUUUCUUCCCAUCUCUCAAGGGUCUGUAUUGGGGCUACGUCGGUGUCCUCUGGUGGGCGACCAUGUACCUCUCCCACCACUACCUCAUCGACCUCGUCGGUGGAGCUUGUCUGAGCGUCUUGGUGUUUUACUUGUGCAUGCCUGAAGGUUUCAAGGAUGUUGAUCAGAUUCAGUGGGAGGCGGUGGAAGGCGAUGGGUACGAGAUGAUUGGCGGGCCCAGGACGGGCACGGGUCCUGAUAUUGAUUUGGAUGAGGAGAUUAGAAAAUUGGAAGAGCAAGGCGAAGCGUUGUUCGAGCAGGCGAUAGGGGAUGAAGAGUCUCGGAUCGAGACAAAGGGAGAGGGAAACACUGGCGCGGGCGGGAAUGUGAGUGGGAACGAAAGUGGGGAUAGUGCAGAUAGCGGUAAGAAAAAGGGAAAGGGGAAGCAAACUGCCAAAAAGCCAAAGAUGAAGGAGCCAAGAUCAGUCAGCUGGGGAGAAACAAAGGUGAUGGGUGAAGGAGCACAGGUGGUUUCAGAAGAUAGCUCUUAGAGGUAUCUGUUUUAAAACAGUAGUAUACCCAACACUUUUUCUUGACCAUAUAUCCUACACUAUGAUCUUAAUAAUGCAGAAUAGAAAAAAACCUUGUCCUUCUCACAGGCGUCAACAGAUGAAGUGAAACCAG
Molecule: messenger RNA, 1590 nt
Organism: Cryptococcus deneoformans JEC21
Lineage: Eukaryota; Fungi; Basidiomycota; Tremellomycetes; Tremellales; Cryptococcaceae
Product: inositolphosphorylceramide synthase, putative
Exons: 2
Coding region: 72-1457 (461 amino acids)
Biological process (GO): sphingolipid biosynthetic process; inositol phosphoceramide metabolic process
Cellular component (GO): inositol phosphoceramide synthase complex
Molecular function (GO): inositol phosphoceramide synthase activity
Source: RefSeq, a predicted model, not a curated record